GAUGGGCUCUACGUUACCAAGUGUGCCUCGCAGGAUGGGCUCUGCGUCAACAAGUGUGCCACGCAGGAUGGGCUCUGCGUGAUCAAGUGUGCCUCGCAGGAUGGGCUCUGCGUCAACAAGUGUGCCUCGCAGGAUGGGCUCUGCGUCAACAAAUGUGCUCCCUCGCUGCCCUGA
Messenger RNA from Penicillium arizonense, 174 nucleotides. RefSeq lists its product as uncharacterized. The transcript has a single exon. Lineage: Eukaryota; Fungi; Ascomycota; Eurotiomycetes; Eurotiales; Aspergillaceae. The record is from RefSeq and is a predicted model, not a curated record. The annotation marks the transcript as partial.